AUGUCUCCCAUUCGUCAUUGCUCAUCUUUAUCCUUCAUAUACAGCCUCAGAUGGCAGAACGAGUAUAUCGAGGAACACAUCAAGCGACAUGGACGGAGACUAGAUUACUACGAGAAGAAGCGAAAGCGUGAAGCUCGUGCUGUCCAUCGACAAUCUGCUGUCGCCCAAAGUGCCUUUGGUAUCAAGGCCAAACUUUUACAUGCUAAGCGGCACGCAGAGAAGGUGCAACUCAAGAAAACGCUCAAGGCUCACGAUGAACGAAAUGUCAAGCAAGCCGACUCAUCCGUACCCGAAGGCGCUCUCCCCACAUAUCUUCUUGAUCGCGAAGGCCAGAAGGACGCCAAGGCACUUUCCUCCGCUAUCAAACAGAAGCGGAAAGACAAGGCUGCAAAAUUUGCCGUACCUCUUCCAAAAGUACGAGGGAUCGCUGAAGAUGAGAUGUUCAAGGUCAUGCGGACGGGGAAGAGCAAGAGCAAGUCAUGGAAGCGGAUGGUCACGAAGGCGACGUUCGUUGGCGAGGGCUUCACGCGUAAACCGGUGAAGAUGGAGAGGUUCAUCCGGCCAAUGGCCCUGCGUUUUAAAAAGGCCAAUGUCACCCAUCCCGACCUCAAGGCGACCUUCCAGCUUCAGAUCCUCGGAGUAAAGAAGAAUCCCCAAUCCCCAAUGUACACUCAACUUGGUGUCCUCACCAAGGGUACCGUCAUCGAAGUGAACGUCUCCGAGCUGGGAAUGGUCACUGCUGGAGGCAAAGUAGUGUUUGGGAAGUACGCCCAAGUCACGAACAACCCUGAAAAUGACGGCUGUAUCAACGCUGUCCUCCUCUUUGUUUUAUCCUCAUCGUGUGUUUGGAGUGCCUAUUUGCCUCAACUAUCGCAGAACAUCGACUAG
Molecule: messenger RNA, 888 nt
Organism: Stereum hirsutum FP-91666 SS1
Lineage: Eukaryota; Fungi; Basidiomycota; Agaricomycetes; Russulales; Stereaceae
Product: TGF beta-inducible nuclear protein 1
Exons: 5
Coding region: 1-888 (295 amino acids)
Biological process (GO): maturation of 5.8S rRNA; maturation of LSU-rRNA
Cellular component (GO): preribosome, large subunit precursor; nucleolus
Source: RefSeq, a predicted model, not a curated record